UCACUUUUUGUUCUCAUCAACUUGGGCUGUGCAGUGUCUCCUCCCAGCAGGCAACUAAAGCUGUGAGCCAAGACCCCAGGCCCAACACCCUGCCGGACUUUGAAAUCAGAUCUUUAUUGUCCAUAAAGCCUCAGCCAAGUAUGAAGAAUCAGCCCUCCCUAACAAAACACACUCACCCAGCAGAGAGAGGAACAAGACGAGAGAACUUGGGGCGAGGAUUUCGUUUCGCCUGGAGCGACGUCACACCAAGGAGGAAGAAGAGGAGUGCAUUUUUCCUCCCUUUAUCAUCAAUCAAGAAAACACAUCGACAGACUGUGGCACACAGACGCCUCUACCUGCGGCCGGUGCGCACCGAAAAUCACUUCACCAAGUGCAUCAGUGCGUCAGGACACAGCGCGCAGAGAACAACCAACAUCCAGCAGCACCAAAACCAAAACAAUAUAUAUAUAUAUAUUUAUAUUUGUUAGAAAGGCAGUAGUGCUAGUUUGCUUCUAUAUUAUCAUUUCAUUGUUUUAAAUAUCCCCAUAGGGGCAAGACUCCGAGUGUCCUCACAACCACUGUGCGCUGUUCCGCAGUCAGAGAGGACUUUACCGUCUGGAGUCACUUCUCGUUCCUCCUCAGACCGUCUUGAAAGCAUGUAAUUGUGCUGCGACAGAUUGUGCAGAACGACAAUGAAGAGGUUAACCACACCUUUGAAAACGGACAUCUCUUCGGUAGUCUCUUGACCAACUUCGUUGCGCAUUAAGAUGCGCCCCACAGAAGAGGAGUUGGAUGAGGAACUUUUCGCGCUCUUGUUGACAGACAGUUUCCAGUGAGCUUUAUUGCUACCGUCAGAAAACAAGGACCUCCUAUGUAUUUAAGAAAUAAUCCAACUCGGUGUUGGCUGAGCUCGUCAGUACUUUAAACUUUGCUGGUGGAUCUCCUCGAGGAUUUGCUGCGUUCACCAUGACGGUUCGUCUAUCACGGAUCCAGCUGGCCCUCUUCUUUAUCUUGCUCUGUCCGGUCAAUAUCAUCGGACUCUGGUGGGCGGUUGGCAGUCCACUGGUGAUGGACCCCAACAGCAUUUGCAGGAAGGCAAAGCGUCUGGCGGGGAAGCAGGCUGAGCUGUGCCAGACUCAGCCAGAGAUUGUCAGUGAGGUGGCCAAAGGAGCCAGGCUGGGUGUCAGGGAGUGCCAGUACCAGUUCAGGUACCGCCGGUGGAACUGCACUAGCCACAACAAGUACUUUGGCAAAAUACUGCAGCAAGAUAUCCGGGAGACAGCGUUUGUUUAUGCCAUCACGGCAGCCGGUGUGACCCACGCUGUGACCCAGGCCUGCAGUAUGGGAGACCUCCUGCAAUGUGGCUGUGAGGCGACCAGGAACAGAGCCCCUCCAAGGCCAUCCUCAUCCUCACCCCCUGGGGACGGAGUCAAGUGGGAGUGGGGGGGAUGCGGAGAUGAUGUGGAGUUUGGUUAUGAAAAGUCAAAACAGUUUAUGGACGCCAAGAGGAGAAGGGGCAAGAGCGACAUCAGGACACUCGUUGACCUGCACAACAACGAGGCUGGGCGGCUGGCGGUGAAGCUCUACAUGCGGACAGAGUGCAAGUGCCACGGCCUGUCGGGGUCGUGCACCUUGCGCACAUGCUGGAAAAAGAUGCCUCAUUUUCGAGAGGUGGGCGACCGCCUGCUGGAGCGCUUCAACGGAGCUUCCAAGGUGAUGGGAGGCAACGACGGAAAGACCCUGAUCCCUGUCGGCCAGAACAUAAAGCCACCAGAUAAGCAGGAUCUGAUCUACUCCGACGAGUCGCCCGAUUUCUGCCUUGCAAAUCGGAAAACUGGUUCACUUGGGACACGGGGGCGCAUGUGUAACAGCACAGCCAUGGACAUCAGCGGCUGCGACCUGCUGUGCUGCGAGCGCGGCUACCGGGAGGAAACAGUGGUGUUAGAGGAGAACUGUCUGUGUCGUUUCCACUGGUGUUGUGUGGUCCAGUGCAAGAAAUGCUUGGUCCGAAAAGAGCUUAGUCUCUGUCACUGAUGAACUGAUGAACUGAGGUUGACAGCAGUCAGUAUGACUUGGUUGAUUAUAAAUACUUCUGUUGCUUUUUGAGGUUUUUGCUUUUGUUUGGCUAAUGUGAAAGAAGGGUUUGGACUUUUAUGGUAAUCCUUUUAUUUCAGUUUUUGCACCAGUCAUAUUUUGAUAAUGCCCCAAAGAUGUUCAUUUUAAAUAGCAUUUGCCCAAUUCUGGCUGUUCCCAGGAAUUUUCACAGACAUAAGAUGUGCUGGCCAAAGGUUUAAACGCUGCAGAAAGUAAAUGCAUCCAAAUGCAAAACAAUGGCAAGAGAGACUAAAAGAAGUCAAAUACAGAAAUGUUUCUUCUUUGCUUUACUGAACUACCUAUUUUUCUUUUUUCUUUAUAUGAAAAAGGACCAAAGAAUGUGAACAUUUCCAUCUCAAUCAAAGAGAAGUACCUAUUCAAGGAGGUUUCUUGGUGUCACUUCCACUACUAGUUCAACAGCAGAGCUUGAUGUAGACUGUUAUCUAAAACCAAAGAGUAUCCGACUUUACCUUGUGCAGAUGCACCUGAUUUGCUAAUGGCAUUUCCUUAACUGACCAUUCGCUGAGCCCAUUCCCCCUUAAUUACUUCCUGUGUACCUUUGUCAAGCUUCACAUUCUCACAUAGGUACAUACUGGUAUACAAUAACAUGGUGAGAUGUGCCACUUAAAAUGAAAAAGAAACUCCACAAGGGGUCCUUGAUUUCAGAUGGAAGUAGAUAAAAGCAGGCUUCAGUUUUGAAGUUGAAAGUGCAGUUUUCAAAUGACUUGUUUUAUGAAGAGAACAGUUAGCUAAAUAAAUGUGCCUUGGCCUUGGACGUAACUGCAUUAAGUUACAGCAAAAGGUUAGCUUAUUUAGCCGGGCAUGCUAACAAUUGCAGCCUUCAUUACAUCAAUACAUUCUUUAUAAUUUUACUCUCGUCUGGUCUCGUAGGGUUUGGAAAGGUUAACACACCACCAACCGCUUUACAUGCAGAGCAUCUCUCUUACUACAACCCCAUGCACAUCUCUUCAGAAUGUGGAGAAACCGUACGCUCGACAGACCUGCCAUGCUGUGCUACGUUUGCUAAGCUAUGAUUGGACAGUUGCUGUUUGUGGGAGGAGUUUAGUGAAUGGUCAAUUGUAUAAACUGGCUUGUAAUCUGCAAGGGCCACACUGACUAUUAUGAAACGUGUGAGCCUCUAAGGAUUCCUUAUUGUAUUAUCUGUUAUUUUAAGUCCAUCAGAUCUGUAGCAUCAUAGAAAGAUUUAGUAUCUCACUGUGGCCCAAUAUUCUUAAUUAGGCAUUAGCAAUAAUCAAAUUGAUAUUUUACCCCAAAUCUUUAAAAAUGUUGAUAUCAAUCAUUCUCUCACUUACAGUAACCGUAGCCCAGCCUUGAAGUUAGUAUCCCACAUCAAAUAAAAAAAAGAUUUCUGCCACUGCGUCAAAAAUAUACAAAAAAGGGAAAUGGUAUCACAACAUCAUAUUUGAAGAAUGCUGUCAACACCACAUUUUGCAGAUGUGGCCUUGUCCUGUCAACAAAGACUGCUAUUUAUAUAAAGAUGACAAGACUACUCACUUCCAUCUCUCUCAGAAGCACUUUGGAUAUGAUGGCCGCCGUGGACUCCCUCAAUAGCUUGGCAUUAAAACCUAUUGCGGUUAAACCAAAAGAGAAACCAUUAUUCACAUGACAUUGUUUGGUAUCGAGAAAAUGUAUAUAAUGUAUUUUGUUUAUCUGUUAUGAUAUACAGGGCUAAUGUUAUGAUGCACUUUGGAUGUUAGCUUUCGUUUGAUACUGUAUUUGCAAAUGCAUGUGUGUGAGUGAGUGUGAGAGAAAGUGUUGAGUAUGUGUUUGUGCAGGUUGGCCAGUUAUCGCCGUAUCCUUUAGUUGACAGUACCUUUUAUAUAUCUUUCAGUUGCUGUCUGACAUUAAACUGCAUUAUGUUGGUUAUUAAAAGCACACUGCUCUUUGACUCUCUGUCUCUGUGUGAGGCAGACAGGAUGUUUUAUUUGUUCGUUUUCAGAGGAAGUCUGUUCGCCAUAAAGCUGUCAUCUCAUUUACACUUGCGUUUUAUUACCAGACAAUGUACAGUAAGUAUACUGAGCUAUAAUAAUACAUUGUCUCCACGUGUUCUGUUAUGGCUCUUGUUCCACACUUGGUGAUGUUUGUGUUUCAGAAAGCUAUCAUGAUUCAGAUCUGGCUGUUACACAGUUACUUUUAAUAUAUGCCUUUUUUGAAGGGCCAAAAUCAAAUGACCUCCCUGAUAAGUGACACGUUUUAGGACGGGCGUAAUGUGGGCAAUAUCUCCCAAGCUCUUUAUACAAUUAAUGUGUGAGCAGCGUUUUUGAUUAACAGUUUAGGUCCAAAGUCAAAUGUCCAUCAUUCAAAAAAAUACUGGUAUACAGGUAAAGCACAUUUUCAGUAUCAGUGGAUGUUGGCAAUGAUCUUACAUUUAAGAGACUAUAGUUAGAGAUAUUCAUUUCAAACAUUUUAGUCACUCAUCCAUUUUAAAUCUAUUUCUAUGAACAAGGCCCCAUAGUUUCAUAGUUUGCAGUUGCAAGACUGAGGUCUUGUGAUUUCAAUGCAAUGAUAGUGCACAAUCAUUAUGACAUGACAGUUAGUUGUUGCUGUUACUUUGAUUGUGUUAAUAUAAUGAUGGUGGUAAUUAUCAGAAGAAAUGGAACUACAGAAGUCACAUAAUAUGAUGUUUGUAUGAUGUUUUGGGCUGAUGUUAUUAUUUAUAGCUAUAACUUCUAUAACUCUACUUUAAUGGAAAUACAAUAACGACUUAAAACAAAUUCACAUUCACAUUUCUGAUUUUGUUUACUUCUUUAUCUGACCUGUUGAGUGACGUCAUCCCAAUAAGACCAAAUCAAUAUCUGCAUCUGUGAAAUUAAGCACAUUCUUAUUACUUUCACACAAUAUUCUAACUAGGUUUGGUAAAAAAAUCAACAGACUAUAUCGUAACAGAGCAAAAGAAGGAGCAUAUAAAGGCAAUUUCACCAGAAAGGAAAUAAUGUAAAAAGUAUUUGAGUGACAUAAUGCAUAAUGACUACAUAAUGCAACCCAGCUUUGGCCAACUAGGUUGUGUUUGUGUCAUAACUUGUGUUCGAUUUGUCAUCUAUUUAAAGACUUUGUGUCAUGUUUGCUUCACGUUUUGUAAUGCUCUUCAUUUUUGUAUUCUUCAGAAAUCAUUUCAUAUCUGGAUGUUAUAUUGCAUAUUCAUUUAGCAUAAAACUACCGUGUGACUCACAGUCAAAACACUAUUCAAAUAAAAAGUCAAACAUUUGUGUUUUAAUUAUAA
Molecule: messenger RNA, 5314 nt
Organism: Cottoperca gobio
Lineage: Eukaryota; Metazoa; Chordata; Actinopteri; Perciformes; Bovichtidae
Gene: wnt6b
Product: wingless-type MMTV integration site family, member 6b
Exons: 6
Coding region: 946-2013 (355 amino acids)
Biological process (GO): neuron differentiation; multicellular organism development; cell fate commitment
Cellular component (GO): extracellular region
Molecular function (GO): cytokine activity; frizzled binding
Source: RefSeq, a predicted model, not a curated record